This is a messenger RNA of Phanerochaete carnosa HHB-10118-sp, 518 nucleotides long. RefSeq lists its product as uncharacterized. The transcript has 2 exons. Lineage: Eukaryota; Fungi; Basidiomycota; Agaricomycetes; Polyporales; Phanerochaetaceae. The record is from RefSeq and is a predicted model, not a curated record. The coding region runs from base 38 to 490 and encodes 150 amino acids.
AGCGGCGCCCGCUUACCAUUGCGCGCCUCAUAUCUACAUGGGUAACGCGCCUGGUGUUUGUGUCUCCCGGGCUGUUCGGACUUGGCAGAAUGAACUUCGGCUUGACCUUGGUACCGCCACCAACACCGGUAUUCAAGCUGAUGUGGACAUGGGAGGUAGUCAGAGAAGCACACCGGUACAGAAGAAAAGUCGUACAAUCCUAGAAGAGCGUUUGCGUACACUUAACAACAAUCUCAGCUCAGCCAUCUUGAAGUCAUGGUGGCAAGACGAGACGUACUAUUACUAUACGGGAAGAAAACUCCGUAUGGUAUCAGAAUCACUCUCGGGGUCAAGGGGUUGCAAAGCUUCAGCUUACCACGAUAAGGGUGAGAAAUAUCUCUAUCCUGCGCCAAAGAUCAGCAUCGCGAAUGCCAACAAAGAAGUGAUUUUAGUUUACAAGCAGAACAUUCCGGUGUUGGACAUGAAGAUUACGGGUGCGGUGAUUAAGUAGUCCCAGCUGAAGAGUAAACCUUCAUUAU